AUGUCUCCAAUUCUUAGGAAAUUCUCUUCACUAUCGUGUCAAAUCUUAUUUAUUCGACAAGCGUCGCUGCGCUCCAUCAAACCCAAGUGGUUUCACAGCACUGAUGUACCCAUUUCCAAGCCAGAGUGGUUCGAUUAUGCUCCGGACAAAGAACCAGAGAAGUUUGUGCCGUUUUCUGACUACGACGGCGCCAGGUUGGAGGAUGCGUUUAAACGCAACAAGGGAAAGGUAGACGUUAAAGAAGAUCGCUUAUUUCUGGUUGACUUGGAUUCAAUGCAAUUGGCUCCAGUGUACUGGAAAGGUCCUAUCUAUGAAGUGAGAAGAGGCACUUGGUUCACAUCGGAUGGGAUGCCUUUGUCUGAAGAAAUUACUCAGAAGGUGGAAGCAGGCUACCAGAAAGUCAAUCCUGGUGCAUUGGAACCUCAGGAGCUGAAUUUUGCUGCCGAAUUUGCAAAGUCUCCAAAGGAUACCGUGAGGAGGUUUGAGAAGCAAGUCAAGGAAAAGACUCGGAAUGAUGCAAUUGAUAUCGACCUGGAAUUGGAUGUGAUUGAUCUUGGAAAUGGCAAUGCCGUGGUAUAUUUUGACGAUAGCCAUGGAGCAAUGUUUCCCAGUGACUUUGGAAUGUUCCAGUUGAACGUCAUCCGGUCUCUUCAGCCUCAACUGGGCUCUCUUUUGUCUGUGGUGCCUAUUCAACGUGGUUAUACCAAAGGAAUGGACUCUUCCAUUAUCGAUGACGUCAAAUCCGUCCAGGUUCCUUCAUUAUCGGAGAUUUUCCUGAAUGAGGUUCUCCGAGUUUUUGCCAAGGAUAAUUCGAAGUCCAGCCCUGAGCUCGAUAAUGAUUCCCCGGAGGAAUUACUCCAGAAUGUGUUGGAGGCUGAUUAUGAGCAAGGUGUAGAAGCAAGAACUUCGAAAAGAGAAGUCGACCACUUGGUGCUUUGUAUCCAUGGCAUUGGUCAGAUCUUGGGCUACAAGUACGAGUCAGUGAACUUCACCCACAGCGUCAAUGUGUUGCGUAACACCAUGCGAGAGGUGUAUAAGAAUGAGAAAAAAUACCACAAGUUGGCAUAUGGUGAAAAUGCUGACGAGAAGGAUGAAGAUUACAUGAACAAUAACCGGAUCCAAGUUUUGCCAAUUUCCUGGAGACAGGAGGUUUCAUUCCAUCCCAGAAAGCCAUUCAGCGUGAUGGACUCCGAUGUGGAGCGUCGUCUUCCCAGUUUGAGCGAGAUCAACGUUGAUGGACUCACAUCACUUCGAGAAGUGGUGGGUGAUGUACUUUUGGAUAUUCUCCUCUACUACGAGCCCAGAUACAUGAAGCAGAUUAUGAAGGCUGUGGUCACUGAAAUAAACAGUGUUUACAAGCUCUACAUGGAGAAAAAUCCCCAGUUUAACGGAAAGAUCCAUGUGUUGGGACAUUCAUUAGGAUCUGCUAUCGCUUUUGAUUUGCUUGCUUAUCAACAAGAGAUCAAAGACGAUUCAAACGAAUACCAGCUAGCUUUUGAUGUGGAGAAUCUCUUCUGUGUGGGGUCUCCAGUUGGAGUGUUCAAGUUGCUUCAACAGAAAAACAUUGCUUCCAGAGCAGAUGUUGGAGUAGACUUUGACUCGACAGAUUUAACUGCUCAUGUCUCUUCACCAAAGUGCAAGAACUUGUAUAAUGUUUUCCAUCCCUGUGAUCCCGUUGGUUACAGAAUGGAGCCAUUAGUUAAUCCCAAGUUUGCCAACUUUCGAGCAGAAGGUGUUCCAUUUGCUAUGGAGGGAUUCAACACACAAGUGCAAUCGCUCACUUCCAUUGGUGACGAGUUGACUGACAGGAUCUCCCAGGCAUCCAGCUGGUUCAAGAGUGAUGCAACUAAAGCAGUGAGUAAAGCUGCACCUGGCAAGGAAGAUGCCUUACGAGACGUUAUUUAUUCGUUGACUAGUGCUAGAGGAAAUAAAGGCUCAGGUGGCAAGUCCAAGUCGCAGAAUUUCGGUAAUGAGGACUUGAAGCAGCUUUACAAUUUAAAUAGCACGGGACGUAUCGACUAUAGUCUUCCAAUGGGCGUGUUCAGCAUAGCACUUGUGUCAGCCCUCAGUGCCCAUGUUUCCUAUUUUGAAGACGAGGAAACGGCAGGCUUUGUGAUGAAGGAGAUCCUCACAGGCUCACAGGAACCACCAAUGGAGAAGAAGGUGCAACUAUAUAAAUAA
This is a messenger RNA of Sungouiella intermedia, 2181 nucleotides long. NCBI's taxonomy places the organism in Eukaryota, Fungi, Ascomycota, Pichiomycetes, Serinales, Metschnikowiaceae. The record is from the annotation of a GenBank genome assembly.